Hemicordylus capensis (graceful crag lizard) is the source of this 10199-nucleotide messenger RNA. RefSeq names its product tubulin tyrosine ligase like 11 (gene TTLL11). Lineage: Eukaryota; Metazoa; Chordata; Lepidosauria; Squamata; Cordylidae. The transcript is spliced from 9 exons. The record is from RefSeq and is a predicted model, not a curated record. Gene Ontology annotation, cellular component: cilium. The coding region runs from base 472 to 2070 and encodes 532 amino acids. Gene Ontology annotation, molecular function: tubulin-glutamic acid ligase activity; tubulin binding. Gene Ontology annotation, biological process: protein polyglutamylation; microtubule cytoskeleton organization.
CGGCGCGGCACCCGCGGCCUGGAGCCCAGCCGCCGCGCGAGGCGGAGGAGGGCGGCGGCGGCGAGGAAGGCGAGGCGGAGGCGGCGGCGGGGGGCAGCUCGGGCUCCAGCUCCAGCGGGCGGCGCUGCGGCCUCGGCCUGCGAGCGUGGCGGGGCGCGGCGGCGGCGCGGCGCGGCCAGGGCUCAGCAGCAGCCGCCGCCCACGACGGGGCCCGGAGCGCCCACCUGCAGCCACGCCACGCCGCAGCCGCCGCCCGCUCCUCCCCGCCGCGCCCGCCGCCGCCGCCCGCGGCCCGUCACCGUGGACAGUUCCAAGGCGCGCACCUCCCUCGAGGCGCUCCGCAUCAGCCUGCGCAGCCUCCGCUGGAAAGAGUUCCCGUUUGGUCGGCGCUUGCCCUGCGAUAUCUACUGGCACGCGGUGUCGUUUCACGAGAACACCAUCUACUCGGGGCUAGUCAACAAGUUUCCAGGCAUGACCGAGAUGGUGCGGAAGAUCACCCUGAGCCGAGCCGUGAGGACCAUGCAGGAGCUCUUCCCCGAGGAGUACAACUUCUACCCCCGCUCCUGGGUCCUCCCGGACGAGUUUGCCAUCUUCCUUGCAGAGGUCCACCUGAUGAAAGAAAGAAACCCCUCGUGGAAGCCCACCUUCAUUGUGAAGCCUGAUGGCGGGUGCCAGGGGGACGGGAUCUACCUCAUUAAAGAGCCCACCGACGUCCGGAUGACGGGCAGCCUCCACAGCAGGCCGGCGGUGGUUCAAGAGUACAUCUCGAAGCCCCUCCUGGUCGACAAGCUCAAGUUCGACAUCCGCCUCUACGUCCUGCUGAAGUCCCUGGAGCCGCUGGAGAUCUACGUGGCCAAGGAUGGACUCUCGCGCUUCUGCACGGAGCCCUACCAGGAACCCACCCUCAAGAACCUCCACCAGGUGUUCAUGCACCUGACCAACUACUCCCUCAACAUCCACAGCGGGAACUUCGUCCACUCGGACAGCUGCAGCACCGGCAGCAAGCGGACGUUCUCCAGCAUUCUCAGCCGGCUCUCGGCCAGCGGCGUCGACAUCCGGAAGGUCUGGUCCGACAUCAUCUCCCUGGUCAUCAAGACCGUGAUCGCCAUGGUCCCCGAACUGAAGGUUUACUACCAGUCCGAUAUCCCGGCCAGGAAACCAGGGCCGGCUUGUUUCCAGAUCUUGGGGUUUGACAUUCUCCUGAUGAAAAACCUGAAGCCAAUCUUGCUGGAAGUCAACGCCAACCCCAGCAUGAAGAUCGAGCACGAGAAAGAGGUUUCUCCGGGGGUUUUCGAAUACCUCCCAAGCGCAGUAGAUGAAGACGUCAAGGUGCCUGUCAUCCGAGACACUCUUCGGCUGGUGGAUCCCCACAAGAAGAAGAGGAAGGAGGAGUCCUCACCAUCUCGGCCCACGGAGGAGGAGGAGGAGGCGGCCGCCUCGGAGGACCAGGAGGACCUGCCCAGCGAAGGCUUGAUGGAGAAGCUGGAACUGGAGCCCAGCAGGAGCCCAGAACCCAGCAUGCCGGCCCUCUGCCUGAAGCAGGUCUUCCCCAAGUACGCCAAGCAGUUCGGCUACCUGCGGCUGGUGGACCGGAUCGCCGCCCUCUUCCUCCGCUUCCUGGGCGUGAAAGGGACCACCAAGCUGGGGCCGACGGGGUUCCGGACGUUUGUAAGAAACUGCAAGAUAAGCAACAGCGGGUUCAGCAUGGCGGCGGCAGACAUCCUGUAUAUCGACAUCACCCGAAGGAGCAGCGGCCUCGGGGUGGACCAGAGGGACGCAGGAAUGGGCCUGCAUGCGUUUGUGGAAGCCAUCUGCUUUUUGGCUCAGAGGAGGUACAAGUCUCUCUCUCUGCACGAGCAGGUGGAACUGCUGGUCGACUUCUGCGAAUACAACCUGGCCGCCCUGGAUGAGAAGCGCCUGGUGGCCGGCCGUGUGGCCCCCGAACGGCGGGCGGCCCUGGUGACCUGCCACCAGGACAGGCUGCACCUCAGCCCGGCCGCCCACGCGGCCCCCCGGCCCACCAGCCCGGCCGCCCAUAAAUUUGUCGAUUAUAGAAGCCCUCGGCUCUGAAGGGGCUGGAUUCCGUUGGGGAGAAGCCGAGGUCUGGCGGGCCUGAAGCCGCCGGUGAAGCGGGCGCCGCUGGAGCACAUCCGCUGCAGAGUCGUGGCUUAAUUCCUCAUGGCUUGGCUGAUGGGUGCUCCUCCCAUCAAGGCCCCCAUGACGCCGUCCCCCUCUUUCAAGCAACAGCCAUCGGCACGAGGGCCGGCUUUUUGCAACAACACCCCCUGCCCCGUUCCUGGCCGGGCGAUGCAGCCAGAAAAGCGGACACCCUCCUGGGUUCUGAACGGAUCCAAGAAGAGUCGCCCAGCACGAGAUCAUGGCAGCCGGCGCGACGGAGAACUGCUGUGCUGCAGAGCCUCGUGUCUGGGCCGUGCUUGGCCAAAGGCCACCUGGUGGGCGGAGAGGAAGGAGGAGGAGGAGGAGGGCAGUGGUGGUGGGUGGGGUGAAAUUCCGGAAGUGUGCAAAGGGAUGGGAGAGGAUGUUGGUUUUGGUGAACUAAAAUCCUAUUUAUGUACUCCAGCCAAUUCUGUGAGGGCAUUUUCCUUCCUGAUGGGCCCAGGGGGGUCAAACUCCUGCUUGGUGCACCUGCUUUGCAUGCGGAAGACCCCAAGUCAAGACCCCUGGUGGUCCUGGAGAGCCGCUGCCAGCCGGAGUCUGUAGGCGGGACUGAGCUCGAUGGACCCAUGGUCUGACUCCAGAGAAGGCAGCUCCCUGUGGUCAGGGAGGGGCCAUCGCUCAGGGGCAGAAGGCCUGCUUGGCUGGAAGUCUGAAGCUCACCUCCAGUUGCAAGGAUUUCUCAAGGGACAGUGUUGAGGGGGAAGACCACCCCUCUCCCUGCCUGAGCCCUUGGGAAGCCGCUGCCAGUCAGAGCAGGCAGAACUGGCUUAGCUGAGCCUUCGGUCUGAUUCAGUUCCUCGUGUGGGUUGUGCACACUCACCGGGCUUGGCUGCUCCAGGGCUCUGGGCAGAGGCCCUGGACCCCUUGCAUGCCGCCAGGCUGAAAUCCUGCCUCCGUCAAGGGGGCCAGAGGAGAAGACUAGCUUCUCCUCCAGGGAAGCACAUCCCUCCGUCUCUGAGUACUGAGGCCGGAAGCACGGGUGGAGUCCAUUCCUGCAGCCCCUUAAAGAGCACACCAGGCCAGCGUGGAACCUCAUCUUGGGCCCAGGAUUCCGCCUUCCAGGGACAGAAACUUGCCUUUUGAACGAGGCAAAGCAGCAGACCUCUCGUCCUUCGGGCUGCUGGGCUGGGCAUGCGCGAUCUCCGAUGAGAUCUCGGAAGCGAGUGGAGGGCGGCAGGGAAUUGGAGCGUGGUCCCGAGAGGGCCUGAGGCUGCCGCGUUGCUGAUUAGCAGGGGCAGAGAGGCCGCCAUGCCCAGGAAGCAGACCGAUCGAAGCCAACCUGCCUCACUCUGCGUAGCUGGCAGGGUUCCCUUUGGGCUGCCCUUGGCACUGGAUGUCGGCGGGGUCCUUUGGGCGUAUAAUAAUACUAAUACCAAUACCCAGAGCUUUGUGCUUGAAUCGGGCGCCUCUUUAAAAAAGAGCACCUUGCUUCCAGAGCGGUUCAGGAGGAAGGAAAGGGAAUCAUUGUAUAGGGUGUAUCCUCCCCAGAUUGCCAGGCUGGGCUGCUUUGGCCUCUCCCCAAAUCCCCCAGUGCCCAGGGCCUGCCCUGUCGUGCACCCGCUUCCUGUGUGGGGCUCUGGGCACUGCAUCUCUUCCGGGCCCACUCAGCGCGGCUCCUUCACCCCUGUGAGAAAGGUCUGAGUAGCCACUGCACGCCUGCGUGGUUGGCGUCUAGCAUCUUGGGCCGGGAGGCAGCAUAGCAAUCCGUCUCCUCUCUCUCUCUAACCUACCUGCCACUGUUGCAGCCAAGGAAGAACGCUGGGUUCUCAGCGAAUUCUACCCCCUGGAAGGCUUGUCUCUCUCCCCCCACCGCCCACAGCUCUCCAACAGCAGGACCACCCCCCUCCAGACCCAAGGGGGUCUUGAGCCUUCCCUUCCUCCGCUUCUCCCCAGCUGGGAGAAAUGUGGUUGGAAGAGAGUUCCGAAGAAGGGUGCUCCAUUUCUGGCAGCGUGGUAUUUUGCUGUGCUUUAUGGUUUAGCCGUUGAGCUCGGGAGGUGGGGUUGCAUUUUUGUGACCAUCUGCAGGCGGGAUAUCUUACAGAUAAACAAACACGGUCACCACCGCUGCAUCCCAAAGCAGGGGCUGAAGCCAAUGACGGAGAAGGAGUUUGCCGAAGACCACUGUGUGGCCUGAUUGAAAUGCCUACAGAAACUGGGUGGCAUCUUUGCUUCCCUCUUGCUUGGAAGCCCAAAUCUGCCUGUUUUGGAAACACUGGAAAAUUGCUCUCCAUACCCACCUGUCCCUGGGGACUUCAUAACGGCUCCGUUUCCGCACCCUGUUUCACAGCAAGCUUUUUUCUUCUACCCAGCAACAAAAUAAAACAAAUGUUGCCUUUCCUCUGAAGCAGACACAUCCCUGCCUUCACACAAGACAGCUGAAAUCGGUCGAAGAGUGUGGCUGUUCGUGUCUGCUUGCCUGCCUUUGUAGAGGAUCGCCAGCUUUUUAUCUGGCCCUGCUCCUGGGCUCCUCAAAAGAUGUGCAGAAAUUCAGCAAAACGUUCCCCCUCGUUUUAUCUCCACGCCAAGGAAAACGUUGCUUGCUAAAGUUCUCUGUGUAAGUCUGCUGUUUGAAACCAGUUAAGAGAGAGAGAGCGAGAGGGGCUGUUCCUUUAAUGUGGCAACAUUACCAGGCAAAAACAUGGCACUUUUUUUUCUCCUGGACGUUUCCCACAUUGGCCGCUGCAACGUUGCCAAGACGUGUCUGUUGAGUGCCCGUCCAGAUUGCCCUCAGUGUUGCCACGUCAUGACAUGGGUGCCGUCCACGUUCCCCAUGCUUGGAUUCAAAUCAUAAUGAUGCGGUUCCGCCUCACAAUGGCGUUAAUGCAUCACAUGAAACUAGCUGUAUUUUUCCGUAGUAAGGAGGCUUGAUACGGACUUCUAGCAUUGCAGUAUUUGGCAGCAUGGACUGCUUUUUUCCCUACAUACGGACAGCUCUGCUGGAUCAGGCCCAAGCCUAUCUAGUCCAGCAUCCUGUUUCCCACAAUGUGCCACCACCAGAUGCCCAAAGGCAAGAGGUAUGUGCAUGCCCAAUCUGCUGCUGCUGCUCCCCUGCAACUGGUAAUGAGAGGCAUCGUACCUCUGAGGCUGGAGGUGGCCCACAGCCAGCAGACUAGUAGCCAUGGAUAGCCCUGUCCUCCAUGAAUCUGUCCAAGCCCCUUCUAAAGCCAUCCAAGCUGGUGGCCAUCACCACAUCUCGUGGCAAGGAAUUCCCUAGAUUAAUCAUGCGCGGUGUGAAAAAGUACUUCCUCUUGUCGGUCCUCGAUUUCCCCCGACCUUCUGUUUCAUGGGGUGACCCCUGGUUCUAGUGUUCACUCCAACGGGGUUUGCGCAGGAGAACCCUCCCACCUGGGUUAUUUACUUAUUUACGGGUUUAUAUCCCACUUUCCCACUUGGGCCCCGAAGGCCUCUCACGAGCAGCCCCAACCAAAAUGGCUUUCUGGGACGUUUUUAGGCACAACAAACCACCCAAGAGCCAUCCAAGAGGGAGUCGAUCUGGCAGAAAAUCAUCUGAGCUGCUGAAAUGGGAGUUUAGGGUUUGGACACAACCCUAAGCUUAACUCCCCGAGGUAUUUCCCCACAUUUGGCAAGACCCAAAAUGCAGAUCAGACCCAACGAGUCACAGACAGAUCCGACGUGCAUGUCCAUCUUUGCAAAAUAUCCUCAGAUGCUUGCAUCGCCAGAGCCGGAGGCUGUGCUGAGCUUUGGAAACGGCUGGAGAAAGGCAAGCAAACAGCCCACCUGAAUCACACACUGGCUUUUCUUUUCCUCCUUUUGGUUCCUUCCCAAGCAGGUACAGUUAUUAAUUUUUCAAAAGCCUGCAGGACUGUAUAUUCAUCAGGCGGGCCUGGGCUGCUCCUUCGCCAGGCGAAUUGAUUUCUAGAUCACCAUGGAAAUGCAGCAGCCGGGCUCCGUCGUCGUUUUUAAUCUUCCUUCCUGGCUGAGUUCCAAAGCCUUUCGCCGGCCUGGCCGAGGCCCUGGGACCCUGGAACCAUUUUGCAGAGAAGAGAAUUCCGCAGGGCCCGUUUGGCAGCGUGUGGGAGUUGCCCAGGACCCUUCGGAUCCCUCCCCAGGAUCUCGAGCUCUUAAAUCUGGGUGUGUGGAGGAUGAGCCUUCUCUGCAGUGCACCAUGUGUGAACACGAAGGCCCUACGCAGUGCAUUCAUGUUUGGACCAUCAGUCUCGGCUCGUUGGACCACUAUGAUUAUUUUUUAAUUUCCACAUUUAUGUCCCUCUUUUCCUCCAAGGAGCCUAGCGCGGUGUAUUUGGCUUAUCCUCACAACAACCCUGUGAGGUAGGUUAGGCUGAGGGGGAAGUGGAUGGCCCAGAGCCAACCAGUGAACUUCAUGGCUGAACAGGGAUUUGAACCCGGCUUUCCCUGAUCCUACUUGUAGCCCAAAGCCCUGUCGCCCCCGCCCCCGGCUUUUGAAUCUGCAGACUCUUGCAGGAUUGAACCUUGUGGGUUUUGCAGAAUCCCUUGCUUCUCUCACGUCCCACGGAAGAGCGGCGUGCAGCCAUCUUAGCCUCGCCAGUGAUUAAGAAGGAAAGGUCUGCUUCCUCGUGCCUGUUCUCUGAUCCUCCAAGCCGGAGGGACCUGUUGCUCCAGCAUCACUGCAAUUUUUUUUAUAGCACUCUCUUCCUUGGUGGCAGAAUUAAGACAGCAGCACAGACAGCAGCACAGUCAAUAAAUUGGUCUGUAGACCAUUAGCUGAUUUCUGGACCGAAAUGCGGAGCGGAAGCGGCUUGUCACGUUGCUUUUCCAAAGGUGCACCACAGGGCUGGAGGAUGCCUUUGUAUCCCAUAAUAAUAAGAUAGAAGCUGACAGGUUUGGGGUUGCUGCUGUUUCCACCCCACCCAUUCCGGUAACCCACCUGUGCUUUUUUUUUUUAACAGCCUUACUUGCUGAUCUCUGUGACCCCCAAAGCCUGACCUGUUGGCUUGCUGUGUGUCAGGCGGCUAUUCAGGGCAUGAUGUGAAGAAUGGAGGUCUCCCGACCCGUUGCUUAGAAAGGGAGCCCACAUUCCGGAUGGGGAAUGGUGCAAAACGGAGCUGCCGCGUGACGCGUGCCAAGAAAUUAGCAGACGUUUGUGCAAAGUAGGCUGUAGAAUAUGAAUCGGCAAUUACCGUAAUUAGAUCAGGUAUCUAAUUGGUACCUCUGAGCAGGAGAGGGAGAAAAGGGAGCCCGUUUUCAGUCUCUGAGGCAGGGACAAGCAGCCACCUCGGAUGCAAUGCCGGAAAGCGUCCCCCGUGCCUCCGAGAGGGCCUUGGAGCUGGGCCCGCUUCUCCUGUCCCCGUGAGGAGUGGUGGGAGAAGCUGCAUCUGCGGAUGGUUUCACUUCUGUGCAGCUUCUUGUUAAAGGGCGAGGAGCUCCCACCCCAUGAACAAGAGGGCCCAGAAAGCACUCCGAGUUCUGCACAGUGUGUGUACACAGUGAGUUCGUUCUGCACCCCUUGCUCUUCCCCAGCGCUGCCUUCUGAAGUCCAGGAGGAUCGGAGGGGUCCUCUGGCUACUAGCCACGAUGGUAGAGGCAGAGCCUCCAUGGUCAGAGGCAGAAUACCGGAUGCUGCCGUUUCGGGCUCUGGCAAAGAGUUAUGGUCUGUGCUCAGCUUCUGCACUCUUGGCCACGGUCCUGCAUCAGCUCUGUGAAGUGGGAGGGUUUUGCCUGCCUGAGCCCCCAAGGGGCUAGAUGUGGGGAGCCUUCAUGCCUCCCGGUCCCCAGGGGAAGGUGCUGGAGGCACCCAGCUGGCUUCUGAAGGCAGGGGAGGAACUACAGCCCCACCCCCGCCAGCAGCGUCUGCAGGAACUCCCAGGCUCCAGCCAGCCAGGGCGGCCCGUUAGCUGGACGAGCCGCAGCUGGGCCACUGCCUGGCUAGCCUCAUAAUGGGGCCACUCUGGGAAGAGCCCCUGCCUGCUUGCAUGCAGAAGGUUCCCAGUUUUUGCCCUGGCAGCAUCUCCAAGACAGGGCUGAGAGAGACUCCUGCCUGCAGCCUUGGAGAAGCCACUGCCAGUCUGUGCACCCAGGGCCUCAGUGGACCCAGGGCCUGACUUGGUAGAAGGCAGCUUCCUAGGUUUUUGUCCGCCCACCUGGGAGGGACCAGUGGCCUUUGUUAAAAGCACAGCACUUUUUUUUGGAAGAAAAGGGUGGCCCCCCAGUCGUUGGAGUCUUCCUGCUCACUGGAUUUGAGGUCAAGAAGGGAUUCUGCCUCCCUCGGGCUGGCAGGGACCCGUGGAGGGAAAGAGCGCCUCGGUGUCCCCAUGUAGCUUGGCUGGCUGGCUUGAGCCGUCUGGAAUUAUUUAUUGUUUUAUUUAUUGUUAAUUAUCUCCAUGUCUUUUCUGGGUGACGUCUGGCGACUGCUUGUGACACUGGUCCUGUGUGUGUUUUGGGGUGGUGGAUGGCCAGGCCGGUGGACUAGGGGGUCUUGAGGAGCAUUUCUGCUCCAGGACCCCACGAUGCUGUGGACUGUGGGUGACGAAGCCUCUUUGGCACAUGCGGAGCUCUGGCAGCUUCCCUGCGUAUGGGUGAGCUUGCUGUGUCUCCUUUUGUUCCCUGUGCGUAGACAGGCUGCAGUUCCUCAUUGGCGAGGGAUGGGCCGUCUGCACAUGCUCAGAGGCCCAUUGCUAAUCAAAGGUACGGAGUGCUUUUGUAUCUGUUUCUUUAAAGACCCCAGAGAGGGGCAGAAUGAUGUGGAAUAGGCACGGGUUUCCUUAACAGUGCGGGGGGGGAAAACAGGUCUUAUGGCAUCUUGUUUACAACCUAAUUGCUAAAGGCGAAUUCAGCUGCAUUGCAGGCCAGAUCCGCAGGCUUCCAGUAGGCCACACCUGCUCUAGAGUAAACCACAGACUGCCUGGCUCGUCUCUGUUCCUUUUUUAAAAGAACCUGUAUCGAGAACUUUAGGCUGUUGGAGCUGUGUGUGUAAAUCCAGAUCUUGUUCCUUCCUUUGGGGCGGGUGGGGUUUGCAGAAGGAAGGGAUGGUAGCCCACUUGAAGGGUUUCUCCAGACCUUAACCAGUGCUUGGACUCAGUGGGUGUGCAGCCAGAAUUGUGUGUGAGCACCGUAGUUCUGCAGGAGGCAGGCAGGAAUGGGCUCCCGGAACCUCUUUUGUUGUGAAAAGCAAAGUUCUAUCCCUCAUGACUGAGGAGGGCUGCUUAAAAGAGUGUAGGCAACCCCUGCUAUCAUCUCCAAAGCCAGAACGCACGAUGCAAAACCGUUCACGCACUUUCACAACAGCAGAAAUGGCUGGACAAAUGACUACUUAAUUUGCAUAGAUUAUGCCACUUGAAUGAGUCCUGGUGCAGAACUGUAACUUUUAAAAAACACGGAGUACAUCCAGUUCAGUGUGUAGCGUGAAUGUAAAAUAUGCACUGUCCAGAUUGUGCUUGGAUCCUCCCACUUUUGUCUUGGGGUGUCUGCAUGGGGCACAAGCCGCUUGAGGAGGAGUCUUGGGAGCUCUUCUGUGCAUUGUGUGUGAAAUAAGCGAGAGUUGAAGCCAAACUGGUUCCCCUCAAAUUCUCCACAAAGUCUGAAGCUGAAUAUUUCUAAAAAGCUUCCUUAAAUCUUUUUUGUGAACCUGUAUUUGACCCCUGACUCUUAUUUGACGACGUUACAGUUGGUAGUUGACAGAUAACAUGCAAUGGCAACUAACAUCUGCCAGCUUUUGAUAUAACAUGCAGUGGCACGCAGUAUUUGACAAAAUAUAGGAUAUCCUACUGGGCCUGCCAAAACCAAAAGAUGCCAACGAGCCUGGAGUGCUCAAACUUUGAGGUUAAAUUUCACAUUCAGGAUGUGAGUGAGGUGUCUCGCCUUUUGCCUCUUUGGAGGUUUAAAUCUGAGCAUUUGGGGGAGAGAUUCAGAACCUUUGCAAAUGUUUGCUUCAGCUCUGGCGAAACUGGGCAACGUCCUGCUAGGCGUUCAGCCUACGGACCAAGCAGCCUAUAGACGAAAACAGCAUUGCUUGGACUUUCCCACCAGCAAGUGAAUGUCUCUCUUAAAACACCACGGAAUGCAUUAAAACUUGCCUUCUUGCU